UACCGGCGUAAUAUUUUGUCGAAGCUCCCCGCACUAAAGAACCCCACCAUCAUUCUUUCUCAAUUCUCUGGACACAGAACCACGAGAAGCAACCGCCAUUGAUCAGAAGCUGCUUGCGUGGGAAGAUAACCUACACGCAUUAUUUGUUCUUGAGAUGUGCACUUGCUGAUUUGCUUUCGCUUGCAAGGACGCCAGCCUGCGAGCAGAGAACAACUCACCCAUCUUAUUCUUUCUUUCUUUCUUUCUCAGUUACAGGCUCUAAGCUUUUAUUACGAUUACAAUGGCUGAACAGCGAGUUAAUGUUCAUAUACCGCCCCACCCCGCCGUCCUAGAUAGCGUGCGACUCCGUGACAUUGAGCUCCCUCUACCUGCCGCCCCAGAGGCAUGGCAUCGGCUUGGGAAGUCGCAGCCGUGCACUGUGUCUCUGAAAUUAUCUUAUUCGUCGGCCGUUGCAGCUGCGAAUGCGGAUGAUGUCUCUCUUUCUAUCGACUAUGGGAAGCUUUACCGCCGGUUAGAAGAAGACAUUCGCAAUAUGGGGCAGCAUGAGGAACAUCCAGGGAAACGGAUGAUUAGCUUGGAAGGCAGCCGACGAAAUUCGAUGAUGAAGACUGAUGUUGGUCAGGAUGUACGACUGACGGCGGCCAUUGUUGCCAACUGCAGCCUAGAGUUACUUGAUGAGACUACGGCCGGGGUUAGGAGAAUGUCACACUUGCAUAAUGCUGCAAAUCAACCACCGGCCUCGAAAUCCCCUAUUGACGGUAUAUUUGGUCGAUGUGAGGUUUGGUUAAAUCUCCCCAAGGCUCUGCUGCGUGCAGAAGAUGGCCUGAAAUACCGUAGCGUCACAGUUUGGGGUUACAAGCAAGAGAACGAAGUCGCAGGCAGCCUUCAGGACUCUGAACGGUGUCCCGUGGUUCUAGAAGAAGAAUUCCGCAUUGAGGGCAUAAGAUGCCAUUGUAUUCUUGGUGUCAAUUCCCACGAGAGAGUUGAGAAGCAGGCCGUGAUCAUUUCGCUAGAGUUUAAGGGCCCGGGCCAGUUGGCAUGGGGAUCAACUGUGGUAGACACUUACCAGGCAAUGACUAGAGCUGUCGCAGAGCGCGUGGAGGAAACCACUUUCCAAACCGUGGAAGCACUAGCGACUUUUGUCGCGCGCAUAGUGACAGUUGAGUUUGCCAACGAGCGCGUGACAGUUCGAGUAGAGAAGCCUAGCGCGUUGGCCUUUGUGGGAAGAUCAGGGAUAGAGAUCACCCGGUCCCAGGCUUUCUUUGAAAGAGCCGAGAUGGAUGGAGGGCGGGUAUAGAGCAUAUACGGAGUACAUAACAUCCUCUCCGCGGUCCGCCCUAACACCGCCCAUGACGUCAUGUGAGGCUUGCGAUGGUCUCCGUAGCCGAUCUGUAGUUAGAUCUACCAAGUUCCUACCAACCUGAUAAUUGUAACGGUUAAGGUUAUGUCUCUGUCUGUUUGAAUGAGGUAAAAGUAGGACCCAAUGACUGCCGCACGUGAAGACCCGCGCUCCCCGAUAGGGCUAGUGCCGCUUAG
Molecule: messenger RNA, 1536 nt
Organism: Aspergillus pseudotamarii
Lineage: Eukaryota; Fungi; Ascomycota; Eurotiomycetes; Eurotiales; Aspergillaceae
Product: dihydroneopterin aldolase
Exons: 3
Coding region: 281-1297 (338 amino acids)
Biological process (GO): folic acid-containing compound metabolic process
Cellular component (GO): cytoplasm
Molecular function (GO): dihydroneopterin aldolase activity
Source: RefSeq, a predicted model, not a curated record